CCUUGUUAAAUAGGCACUGUAUUGUACCCCUCCCCUUCAAUCUUCAUCAUCUCAUUCUUCCUUUUCGCUAUUGGGCUUCAAAAAAAUGAGCUCUUGCGGUUUGAAAUGCUCAACAACACAGGGGAUGCAUGGGGGGCUAGAAGACAUAGACGAAAAUGGUGGCAUGAGUUGGGCAGGCGAGGCUUGUGCCCCGCCACCGGAAACUCCAACGGAGUCCAUGGAGUUUCUGGCCAGAUCAUGGAGCCUCUCUGCCAUGGAGCUCUCCAAAGCUCUUUCCCACACUCAUGUUAAUGUUGCUUCCAAAAAUCUUGACAACAACAAGUCUGCCUUCACUUCUACUGAUGGUGUUGGUUCGCAUAAUACAGUUUCCAUGCGUUUAGGAGAGCCUCCAAGUGGGGGUAGCCCUCCAAUUUCACCAAGAGACAGUGAAGAAAUGAAGGAGUUAUUUUUACUGCAUCAAGCACUCCACCCAGAGUUCCUUUCCACUCAACAGCAAUUGCUCAAUAAUGGGCUAUACAAGAGCAUUUUGCGAGGGAAAACAAUGGGAAGGUGGUUGAAAGAUCAAAAGGAGAGGAAGAAGCAGGAACUCAGAACCCAAAAUGCUCAGUUGCAUGCAGCUGUUUCUGUGGCUGGGGUUGCUGCUGCUGUAGCAGCAGUUGCAGCUUCAACUGCAUUGCCUGAAACUUCAGCUGCCCACCAGAAAGGGCCACUAAUAUCAGAGCUGAGGACCGAAACAUCAGCUGCACUAGCAUCUGCGGCUGCUCUUGUAGCGUCGCGUUGCAUUGAGAUUGCGGAGGAAAUGGGAGCUGAUCAUGACCACAUUCUAUCAGUUGUCAACUCUGCAGUAAAUGCAAGGACGAAUGGAGAUAUCAUGACCUUAACUGCUGGAGCAGCUACAGCUUUACGAGGAGCUGCUACACUAAAGGUAAGGCUGCAAAAGGAGUACGGAGGCACGAACUUGGUUCUGGCUGACGAAAAACUUGAAGGAAAAGAAUCAAAUUCAGCACUGAACUUUGUCACUAGAGGAGGUGAACUCCUCAAACGUACAAGGAAAGGUGAUCUCCACUGGAAGCGAGUUUCUUUCAACAUUAAUUCAAAUGGGCAGGUUGUAGCCAAAAUGAAAAGCAAGCACAUGGCGGGAACAUUUACGAAAAAGAAGAAAUGUGUAGUCUCUGGAGUCUACAGUGACAUCCCAGCCUGGCCGGGAAGAGGGAGGGAAGAUGGAAGCAAACCAAGGGCAUACUUUGGGAUAAAAACAGCUGAAAGGACAAUAGAAUUUGAAUGCAAGAGUAAAGGUGACAAACAUAUGUGGACUGAGGGGAUCCACCAUAUGUUGAAUUUCAUGCCAACAUAACACAAUUCCAAGGAAG
Prunus avium (sweet cherry) is the source of this 1370-nucleotide messenger RNA. RefSeq names its product phosphoinositide binding protein. The record is from RefSeq and is a predicted model, not a curated record. NCBI's taxonomy places the organism in Eukaryota, Viridiplantae, Streptophyta, Magnoliopsida, Rosales, Rosaceae.